CACACCUUCUCCAUAGCAAGAAAAACCCAUGGAGAUUGCCGUCUCCGCGGUGGCAAGCGAGCGAGUCAUCAACGUAUGUAUGACCGUUGUACUUCAUGUUCGGCCGCCGGGUCGAGAGGCAGCGAGUCAUCAACGUAUUGAUGCAGGACGGCCACCCGCCACCCGGGGCUCCGACCGUGCUGCCCAUCAUCGGCCGUCGCAGAGUGGGCAAGAAGACGCUGGUGUGGAGCGUCUGCUCCGACGACCGGAUCCGCUCUCGCUUCCCUUCCAUCCUCCACGUCGACGGAUGCGAGAUUCAGAGGAUCGACCGUCGCAGGUUUGCUACUACUGUGAGGACUUUGAUCGUCGUUGAGGUCCGGUCGGACGUCGAUGACAGGGAGUGGCACGAGUUCCUCUCGCUGCUCCAAACUGUCACCGGCGCAGGGAGCAAGGUGGUGAUCCUAAGCCGGCUCGAGAGGCUAGCGAGGUUUGGAACCGUGAACCUCGUCCGGAUCAACAGCUUCUCACGAGAGGAAUACGGCUACCUUUUCAAGGUCCUCGCGUUCGGGAGCUCCGACCCGGCGGACCACCCGCGGCUGGCGCUGAUAGGGAAGGAGCUAGCGACGAUGAUGGAGGGGUCCCUCGUGCACCUCAACGUCUACUCGAGCGUGCUGAGGAACAACCUGAACGUUCAGUUCUGGAGCCGCGCUCUGAAGCUGUACCGAACGGUGAUGGAGGCUAACCUGUCCGUCUUCGGUGACCGCCCGAGGGCUCUUCUUGACAGAGGCAGCACCGUUGAUAUCACCAGGUUCUCGGCGGCGGCGGCGGCGGCUACCCCGCUUCGAUUUGUGCUGCUGAUCGGUGGAAGGGGCUCUUCCGGGCCAGGUGAGCUCCCCAGGAUGACAUUUGGAGAUAUAAUAGCGGGCUCUGUUGUUCUGCCGAUGAAGUUUGAGCUGGUGUGGGAAUCUCGGUUGCCCCCUUACACUGUUAUCUCCGGCACUUGUGUCGCAGAGGAGCCUCGACACUCGGUUUCACCCACAAGGAAACGUCGUAGAUGAUGUAUGCUUCUGCAGGCCAUUACCGUGCCAGGAUUUCUUCCUCCUGAUGUCAACUUUUACUGAAUGUAUCACUUUCCGUAGCAUAGUAUACUGCAAAUAAGUGGCGCUAUUCUUGCUCGUAUCUGUUCGCCGGGCGAUGCGGGCCUGCUCCUCCGCUCAGCUCUCACCACGUUGGCCGCCUUCUCUUUGGCUAGCCGCUCGGACUCCUCGAGCCUGAGCCGCAAUGCCUUGCAGUUCUGCAGCGGGGACGGUGGGCAUCUGUCUUGGACGUGGUCGACCGGCGGAUGACAUCGCGGGCGAUCCCCUCCUCCGACUCGGAAGGCAGGACAACCGACAUUAUCUGCACGGCCCGCAGAUGUCCAGCUAGUUCCGACCCCGGACGAAGCACGGAUGGUGCGAGGUAAGGGAUUACAGCGGGGGUCGGGGCGGCGCCCGUCCGUUUCGUCUCCGGCGGCCCUAGGAUCAUGGAGUAGUGGUGGACCUCGGUCCUUGCGGACGGGAGGGAUCUUUCUUCGUUUUUAAUUGUUUUUAUGAGUUCGUUUAGGGUUUGUGUCUUGUUCAGGUAGACGAGACGGUGGCGACUCCUUGAUAUGG
This is a messenger RNA of Triticum aestivum (bread wheat), 1631 nucleotides long. RefSeq lists its product as uncharacterized. The transcript has a single exon. The coding region runs from base 96 to 1037 and encodes 313 amino acids. The record is from RefSeq and is a predicted model, not a curated record. NCBI's taxonomy places the organism in Eukaryota, Viridiplantae, Streptophyta, Magnoliopsida, Poales, Poaceae.